UGAGUCGAUAAAUAAUGUUGUUUAACAUAUUGUUCUGCAGAUUCCUAGCCCGUCCACCGACCGACCGGAAUGCUCAAUUCCUGAGACUCUUGGGCAGCGCGCGGAUCUCCACCGUGUGGUCAUCACACAGCCGGAGAGGGGCUGAUUUGACUGCUAAUUUGGCAAUUGUGUCCGCGGCGGCUGGGAGGGCAGAGAACCGACCAUAAUUGUUCCGAACAAUGGCCAUUUUGAGAGCGGGUAUGGUUGAACCUCCUCUGUGGCAAAGUUGCUGUCUACAGCCAUAAAUAUAGUUUUAUUCAUAAUCUCUUCCUGUUUCGCGGUGGGUUUUAUGAGUUAUGAACGUUAUUUUGUAAGAGUCAUGCUUAUCGUGGAAUGACUCUUGGUAAACUAUAUUUGAAAUGCUUAGGAAAAUUCCAGUAAUCCCAUUUAGCAACCUUCUGUGUACCAGCGCAGCACCCAUCGAACCAAUUAAUACCGUUCCACGGGGCCGCAAACAUUCCGUUCUGUAUACCGAACCAAUUAGACCUCCAGAAUUGAAUCACUGCUCAAAUUCUACCUCCAGCUUCAAAUCGUGAGUUGCUUGUUACAUCAAAACCUCAUGCUACCUCAUAAGUUCUAUUUUUCUCCCUUUCAAUUGAAACGGUCAAUAUUUGCCCGGCCGGUUAAGAGCCCGCGCCUCCUUCUUCUGUGAUUGGUGGUACUUAAGUGGUGUACCCCCCCUUUCCCGAUGUCGUCGCAGUAGGCCCAACGAUCUAGAUUGCCGUGACGCCACGGCACUUAUCAGCGACGAUGUCGUCGCAGUACGUCAUGGAUUUUGACGGCUGACUCACCGGAACCUCGGGAUUGAUUAGACGGGUUGCUUUGAUUGGUGAAGUUGCUUCAAAAUAUUAUGUUUGCGAAUCUCCCGCAAGCGAUACUGCUCCAAUUGACCAAUCAGAGACUGAUAUCGCUUCGCGCGAUUGUUUUUUUCCACAAUCAUAUCAGCGUUGGAGCGUCUCCCGCCAUGACCCACCUCGACAAAAGCCGUCCAAACGCGCGCGAUAACGAUUCAAUUGCAGGUGACUAAAAUAAAGAGCGCACAAUUUUUAUCAUUUCCGCUCAGUUGGUCACGGGAAAUUGCACGCGAAGGGUAGUUUGUUGACGAGUUUUGUUAAGAUUUUGAGAGUUUAGUAUAAGAAAAGUAGACAUAAUGAGUUGCGGGGAAUGGCUGGAGAUGAACCAGAAGAACAAGCCGCAGUCAAAUACGCUUGCUGCAGGCAUCAUGACGCUUCUUCUAACCGGGAUGAUCGUUGGGUCAACGAUCUUCAACAUGGACCUCCAGCAUCAACCCUGGACGUUUGAACACUCCAGCACGGAAGUGCUGCUAGUUUCCAUCUCCUUCUACAUGGCCGCCAUCGUCGGCUCCCUAGCCGGAUACUUCCUGGUGGAACGCUACGAAAAGAAACCAAUCUCGAAAGUGUACCUCGUACUCUCGAUCGUAGCAAGCGUCCUGCUGAUCGCCCUCCCCGAUCACAUAGCAAGCGUUGCGUUUGCUCGGAUCCUGCUCGGGCUGGCGCACGGCAUGGCCUACCUUGUUGUGCUGAUCCACGGUGGUGAAGUCUGCAUCAAAGAACUUCGCGGACUGAACAUGGCCGCGGUAAACCUGUGUAUCAUGAUCGGCGUAAUGACUCACGGGUCGCUCAGUCCUACCUCGACGUACGGACAGGAUAUUGGAACGAAUCGAUUGGUAGGGAUUCUUGGAUUAGUCUACGUUGUGCUCGGAGGCUUUUUAGCUUUGUUCCUGACGUAUGAGUCCCCAGUUUACCUGAUUCAACGAGGUCGAGACGCUGAAGCAAUCCAGUCUAUGAUAAAGCUACGCAACGAGUCCACAGAGUCCUGGGAAAUCCGUAACGACUACACCGAGUUUAAAACUAUGCUACAAGAGGACGAGGAAACGUCUCCGUCGAUCCUACAAGACGGAAACACCCGUCCUUUACUCCUACUCAUCUUAUGCCGCAUCGCUUCCGUAGUAUCCUUCAACUUUGCCAUCAACCUCGUCCGGUUGAACAUCCUAGACAAGCUGUUCGGAGUCGACAACUACAGCUUCUCCGCGAUCGUAGUCCUCACCAUCCGCCUGCUCGUCGGAACCGUAUUCCUCUUCGUCAUCGACAAGUUCGGCCGUCGAGCCCCGAUGACCCUGUCGACCUUCACCAGCGGCUUCAUCCUCACCGUGCUGGGAAUGAUCUUCAUGGUAGCGGAUCACGUAACGCGCGACGUUCUGAUCGCGAUCAUGCUCACCUACGAGGUGGUCGCAUCCGCCGGAGUCACCAUGGUCCCGGACGUCUACUGUUCCGAAGCGUUCUCCACCAAGAAGAAGGCCUUCUCGAUCGCUACCACGCAAAUCGUCGAGAACGUGCUCCAGAUCGGGAUCACCGCCAUCGUGUUCAACUGGGACUUUAGCGACGACGCGUACUACGGCGGGAUCAUGCUGUGCUGUGGAGUUCCCCUGCUCGCCAUGGCGGCGAUCUUCUACAAGUACCUCCCGGAAACGACCAAGAUGACCAUCCGGCAGGCCCGGACGGAGUUCUCCAAGCGGGGCGAAAUCGUGUUCGGCGGAACGAAGCGACCGCAGAACUUCCUCAAUUUUGGUGUCAUGGCCGGGUACAGGACGUGGUGCGAGAUGAGUCAGAAGAACAAGAUGCAGACCAACACGCUGCUUGGGGGUAUCAUGACGCUGCUGCUGGGUGGAACCUUCGUCGGAUCGAGCAUCUUCAACAUCCACCUGUGCAACCAGACGUGGACGCUGAACUACUCCAGCUCGAUGGUGUUGACCGUGAUCUGCUUGUUUCACGUGGCUGCCGUGCUGGGGUCCUUCUUGGGGGUCAUCCUGGUGGAACGCAUCGAGAAGCUGAUACUUUCGCGAAUCUACCUCUUCCUGAUGGGCGUCGCCAGCAUCCUCAAAGUGAUCGUGCCGACCAGCAUGUACGGGAUCAUGUUUUCGCGGAUCAUCGCUGGGUUCGCGUACGGGUUGGCCUACCUGGUGGUGCUCAUCCACGGUGGAGAAGUGGUCGUGAAGGAGCUGCGCGGCACGACGAUCGCGUUCGUCAACUACGUCGUAUUCUUGGGCAUUCUGGUGCACGCGGCCGUCAGUCCGGUCGCCAUAUCGGACUACACCGGCGAGCCAAGUCGCAUCCUCGGCAUCGCCGGGAUCAUGUUUUCGCUGAUGGCAGCCUUGAUCGGGCAGUUUAUGAGCUACGAGUCGCCGGUGUUUUUGAUCAGGAAGGGUCGCGACGCGGAAGCUGUGCGAUCGCUGAUCAAGCUGCGGCUGGAGUCGUCGGAGACGAUGACGGUUCAGCAGGAGUACAUUGACCUGCGUAGGAUGGUCGAGGAAGAUGAGGUGAGCUCGUGGUCGAUCUUCAGUGAUGGUAAUUGGAGACCACUGGUGUUGAUCAGUUUGGGGAAGAUCGCUGCUGUACUGUCGUUUAACGCCGCGGUCAAUCAGGUUCGGAUGGUUGUGGUUGAUGAACUGCUUGGGCUGGAUACGUUCAGCGUUUCCGGAGUCGUGAUCAUCUCCAUAAGGGUCGUCCUCGGAGUUGCGUUUCUGUUCACCAUUGAUCGCUGUGGUCGAAAACCUACCCAAACCCUGUCCGCGUUCUUCAGUGGCUUCAUGUUGACCACCAUGGGCGGUAUCUACAUGCAGCUGAGCUGUGUCAGCAUCCCCGUAGCUUCCGGGGUCUUCCUGGUAUACGAGCUGGUAGCAUCAACCGGUGCCCACCUUGUUCCGGACGUUCAUCUCUCGGAAGGCUUCUCAACCAAGAAGAAAGCCCUUUCGAUAGCUGUUAUCCAGUUGGUUGAACACGCAGCGCACAUCGCCAUCGUGUCCGUGACCUUCACGUGGAACUUUGCCAACUCGGACAUCUACGGCGCAAUUCUGCUAUUCUGCGGGAUUCCCCUGAUGGUGAUCGCCAUUCUGCUGCAUGUUUUCCUUCCAGAAACCGCAAAACUAACUCUGAGAAAGUCUCGAGCCGCAUUUGCUCGCGUCGACUCCCUUUAUGGCACCAAUAAAGAACUGUACAACUGACGCCAAGAAA
Culex pipiens pallens (northern house mosquito) is the source of this 4070-nucleotide messenger RNA. RefSeq lists its product as uncharacterized. NCBI's taxonomy places the organism in Eukaryota, Metazoa, Arthropoda, Insecta, Diptera, Culicidae. The record is from RefSeq and is a predicted model, not a curated record. Gene Ontology annotation, molecular function: transmembrane transporter activity. The transcript is spliced from 4 exons. Gene Ontology annotation, biological process: transmembrane transport. Gene Ontology annotation, cellular component: membrane. Bases 1190 to 4060 code for a protein of 956 amino acids.